AUGGCGAGCGGCAGCGACAGAGCCGAAACGAAUAUCGCGCAUGCAGCACCGGACAUCCUUGACCUUUUCUACAAGUAUGGAAAAGCUCUAGAAGAAAGCCUUGAAACAUUUCGUAGAGCAGAAAGCGUCUGGGCUAAUCCCGGAGAGUUUGGACAAAGCCUAAGCGCGGAACAGCUAAGGCUGGACAUUGAAUUCGCUAGGGCUGCAUACACCACGGAAGGCUUCGAUCCUUCUCUCAAGCAAUCCCUUAAGGAGCAACUUAAGCGGCUGAGUGACGAAGUCAUGAAUGCCAAAUCAUUCCUGGAAGACCAGAGCGUCCAGGUUCAAGGGAUCACCAAGGCUCUCAGAAAACACCAAAAAGACCUUUCGGACCUCCUCGGACUUGUGCGGCUGAGAGAGAUGCGAUUGUCGGAUGAAAAAAUGCCAACGACACCAUCUCAUGAACCGAGUCCAGUGUACGAGAAUCUUACAUUGUCCCGGGAUGAAAUUCGCGUUGUGCGCCUUCAUCCAGCAACAGCUUGGGAUGACCAGAUAGAUUGCAGCUUAAUGACGUUGUGUCUCAGUGAUCCUGAGAGGCCACAGUAUCAGGCACUAUCAUAUGUCUGGGGAGAUGCACGUGUGACUGUUCACAUGAAAGUAAAUGGGCUACUUUUCAAAGGGACCAAAAACCUUGUGGAUGCACUUCGCGCCCUCCGAUUGCAGGACCAGGAGAGAAUAAUUUGGGUCGAUGCAAUCUGUAUCAACCAGCAAGACGCUCAGGAGCGGAAUGAGCAGGUCAAGAAGAUGGCUGAUAUAUAUCGCAACUCUAGCGCAACAGUAGCAUGGCUAGGCUCUAGCGCCAGGAGGUCGGAUCAGAGACCACCAGGUAUGACGCACUUCCAGGAUUCCAGACCCCAAAUAAGUUUUAACAUGUCGCAGAGCCACUAUAUGACGUUAUCGCAGAUCCAUCAGUUGUGGACACAGAUUUAG
This is a messenger RNA of Didymosphaeria variabile, 969 nucleotides long. RefSeq lists its product as uncharacterized. The transcript has a single exon. Bases 1 to 969 code for a protein of 322 amino acids. The record is from RefSeq and is a predicted model, not a curated record. NCBI's taxonomy places the organism in Eukaryota, Fungi, Ascomycota, Dothideomycetes, Pleosporales, Didymosphaeriaceae.